This is a messenger RNA of Tripterygium wilfordii, 2377 nucleotides long. Its product is annotated as zinc finger protein BALDIBIS-like. Bases 380 to 1810 code for a protein of 476 amino acids. Gene Ontology annotation, cellular component: nucleus. The transcript is spliced from 3 exons. Gene Ontology annotation, molecular function: DNA-binding transcription factor activity. Lineage: Eukaryota; Viridiplantae; Streptophyta; Magnoliopsida; Celastrales; Celastraceae. The record is from RefSeq and is a predicted model, not a curated record.
GUGGUCCAGCUGGGUCUAAGUCUGACUGUCUUUGAGACGAGCUAGCGGUGAAAGAUAAGGAGGGAGGGAGAGAGGAGAAAUAUUCUCUCUUGCUAGCUUUCUUUUGGAGUUUUCUUCUGGGCUUUCAAGUGAGUUUAAGAAUAAAUUUUAAGUUAGCCAAUAUAGUAUAUUGAGAUCCAGAGAGAUAGUUUCUGAAGAAUAAGAAAAUCUCUUUGAGAGUUAUUAGGUUUGUUUGAAUCCUGUCUCUGGGGUGAAGCUUUUGUUUUUUUCUUCACUUGGGUUCUGUUUCUGCUAUCUUGAGUACAUAUAUACUUGUUGUGUGGUUCAGCUGGUUUUGGACAUAUAUCCAGCUUUAGUUUGCUCCAAUUUCAGCACCAAAAUGAUUUCUCAAGAUGGACUGAUAAGCUCUCUUCCUCCCACAACAACAACAAUCAGAGGGUUUGUUCAAGAACCAACUCUAAUUUCAAACCCUAACCCUAACCCUACUUCAAUCCCAGCUAAGCGAAAGAGAUUGCCAGGCACACCAGAUCCAGAUGCUGAAGUUAUCGCUUUAUCCCCAAAGUCUCUCAUGGCGUCUGACCGAUUCCUAUGUGAAAUCUGCAACAAGCGGUUCCAGAGGGACCAGAAUUUGCAGCUUCACAGAAGAGCGCACAAUCUUCCGUGGAAGCUGAAGCAAAGAACAAACAAAGAAGUCAAGAAGAAGGUCUAUAUAUGCCCUGAAAAGACUUGCAUCCACCACGAUCCAUCUAGAGCUCUUGGCGAUCUAACCGGAAUCAAGAAGCACUUCAGCAGGAAACACGGAGAGAAAAAGUGGAAGUGCGACAAGUGUUCGAAGAAAUACGCAGUUCAGUCCGACUGGAAGGCCCAUAGUAAGAUCUGCGGCACUAGAGAGUAUCGAUGUGACUGUGGCACAAUCUUCUCCAGGAAGGAUAGUUUUAUAACUCAUAGAGCCUUCUGUGACGCUUUAGCAGAAGAAAGUUCGAGAUACACUACAAUUCAAACUGCUGUGAAUCCAAAUUUGAAAAAUGAGUUGUUGAGUGAAACAAUCAAUUAUCCUCAAGCCAGUUCAAUCUCUCAAUUUUCCGCUUUUCGACCAGAUUUUGGUGGCUCGGAAUUGCAAUUAUGGCUCGAUCAUGCAAAUUCAGUUGGGGUUGCUGGUCAUUCUAAUGGUUACUUGACUGCUCCGACUGCGACAAGCUUGCCUGAAAUCGUACUUAGUCCUAUGUUUGGAUCCUCUUCACAAAUGCAGUGGCUCAACAAGUACUCGUUAGAUGGAGCAAUAUUUACCGGAGCCGAUGAUGUCUCGGCACCGGCAUUGGCACGACGAAUUACAAAUUUGGAGGAACAAAAGAAGAAGAAUUUGUCCGAAUCAAUGAGUUGUUUGUAUUCCAAUAGUAACCAACAACAAGGCCCAGCUCACAUGUCAGCCACUGCACUCUUGCAAAAAGCAGCUCAAAUGGGAUCCACAAUAACCAAGACCAAUACCACUACCGGCUUUGGACUGAUGAGUGGUAGUGCAUCUCUCUCAAGCUUCAACUCUCACAACCAGCAAAACAAAAAUCAAGAAAUAGUGCAAAAGCUUUUCAAGCCAGCGAGCCAAGAAGAUCAUAGCUCAAGUUCAAGCUCAUUUUUGGCCAAUUCGGUCACGGGAAGGUCUACUGAAGCUGAUGAGGGGAGUUUAACUAGGGAUUUCCUUGGCGUUGGAGGAGAAUCGAGCAGACCAUUUCUGCAACACGAGCUAGCCAAGUUUGUUUCGCUGGGUUCGGCAGCUGCAAUGGACUUGCGCCGUUACACUGGACAAGACUCGUGAGUUCGAUAGAAGGCCAGGUAUGGUUAAUUUUUAUUUUCUACUGCGUAGGAUAAUUAGGUGAGAACAUCGAAAGGUUUUGUUUUGUGACCAAUUAAGUUGCAAGAAACUGAGUCAACUCGGUGGAAAGGGCGAGGGAGAAGUCCCGAGUCAUGUGACAUCGGAAGUGAUCAGAGACUCAAUGGGUAGGCCCACUGCAUAGAGUUGGACGACAAGACAAAAAAGGACACGAUGGCAGUCAGAAAGGCAUAGGAGGUGGGACCCAUAUGCAUGUAGUUGUAAUUUCAUAUUCUUUUUUUUUUAUUUUCAGUUUUUUGAUUAUUAUCAACGUUAAAAAUACUGUUGACUAUGACAAGAGUUGUUGUCAGAGACUUUUCUCCUGUGAUGGCCGUGACUCUGUUUUCCACCGUGGACGUCGGUCUGGGAGGCAGGAGAAUUUCUUAUUAAUUUCAUUUUGUUGGGUCUGUUUUUAGGAAAAUUUGGGUGGGGGUUUAAACUUUGAACGCAGAUUAUAUAGUAAAAUCAUAUUAUAAUGCCCAAGGAAAAAAAAAAUAAUAUAAAAUUUCACCA